CAGCACACACCAUGCACGCAAAGAUAAAUAAAGUCCCCAAUUAUAACCUUCCAAAAGCUAAACUCCCUCUCCCCCACCAUCCCACUUUCAUUGUUAAGCUCCUUAUAUUUCAAGUAAACCUCCCAAAAAGACACACUUCCAUCCUUACAAAACUAAAGAGCAAGCAAACUUAGGAAAAAGGUUGUGAGGGUGUUUUCUCUUUUAGGAAUGAAAGUGCCAGUUUCUUCAACCCCUCAAACUUGCAACACCGCCACCGGAAAACCUCUUUCCACCACCAAUUCCGCCCCAAUCACCGCCUUCCAUUCUCCUAGUAAUAACCAUAACAAUAACAAUAACAACAACAACAACAAUAACAACUUGUGUUACGAGCCUACCUCAGUUCUUGACCUUCAGCGUAGCCCCAGCCCAGCAACGGCUGCCACCAAAACCGCAACACCUCCACCUUCGGACACGAAACACAACACUAAUCAUCCACCAACCACCGCCGUUGACCUGGACAAUUUGGAGGGUUGGGAUUCAAUCCUGUCUGAGCUGGGGCUUAAUGAUGAUUCCAACACUAAUAAUUCAAAACUAUUAUUGUCACAAAUUAGUCCUUGUGAAUCCCACCUUACUCAAGUCCUCCCGGAUUUCCCCUCAUCUCAGCCCUUUGAUCAUAGUCAACCUCCUAUAAACCUACCAUCCGAUUACGCCAAUUUCUGUGACUUCUCCUACAAUCAAAACCUCAACCCUAAUUUCGGACCAUUCGAUCAUCAACUUCAUCAUCAAACCAACACCAACAGCAACACCAAUUUCGGACUCGACUUCAUCGACGAUCUCAUACGAGCAGCUCAAGCCUUUGAAUCCAACGACUCUCAACAAGUCCACGUGAUAUUGGCACGGCUCAAUCAACGGCUGAGAUCACCUGUAGGAAAACCUCUUCAAAGAGCUGCCUUCUACUUCAAGGAAGCUCUGCAACACCUAACCAACACUUCAAACAACAACAACAACAACAACAACUCAUCAUCAGUAGGGUCCACACCACCUCGACCAGUGAAGCUAACCUCGUAUGAGGUGGUUCAGACCAUCCGGGCUCACAAGGCCUUUUCGGGAAUCUCACCAGUUUCUCUCUUCUCCACCUUCGCCGCCAACCAAGCCAUCCUCGAAGCGGUGGUUGAUGGAUCACCUUUCAUCCAUAUCAUCGAUUUCGACAUCGGUUUUGGUGGACACUGGGCGUCUUUCAUGCGAGAGCUCGUUGAUAAAGCUUCCGAUCAAGCGAAGCUAGCCACCUCCAUCGUCCUACGGAUCACUGCCAUCGUCCCUGAAGAAUUCGGUAUCGAAAGUAAACUUGUUAAAGAAAAUCUCUCACAAUUUGCUCGUGAUCUUAACCUUAACUUUCACAUAGAAUUUGUACUAAUCCCAACUUUCGAGAUCUUAUCAUUUAAAUCUGUUAAGUUCAUUGAUGGAGAAAAACUAGCCGUUCAUCUCUCACCAGGGGUGUUCAACCGUUUUUUGAAUAAUUCUCGGAGUGGAAUCUCCAAGUUUCUAGGAGACCUCCGAGGAAUCUCACCAAGCUGUGUGGUUGUGGUGGAUAAAGAGGUCGGUAUUGACACAGGAACGGCGUCGUUUGGGCCGAGCUUCCUCGCCGGGAUUGAGUUCUAUACAGGCAUGAUGGAGUCUAUUGAAGUGGCAUCCUCCGGCGGUUUUAACGGCAGCGGUGAUUGCCUUCGGAGGAUCGAGACUUUCGUAUUGCGGCCGAGGAUUUUCGCGGCGGUGGAGGCGGCGGCGAGGGUGGCGGCCGGGCGGCGGACCACCUGGCGCGAGGCGUUUGUUACGGCGGGGAUGAGGGCGGUUGGGUUUAGUCAGUUUGCUGAUUUUCAGGCGGAGUGUUUGUUGCGGAGGGCACAAGUUGGCGGCUUCCAGGUGGCAAAGCGUCAUGGGGAGAUGAUGCUAUUCUGGCAUGAUAGGCCCCUCGUUGCCACGUCAGCUUGGCGAUGUUAGUUGGUUGUGUCACGUAAGCCAUAUUUCACUAAUUAUGGAAGGUAUUAACAUUAAUUAGUGAUGUGCACUCUAGAGUGCGUUUCAUUUGUACGUUUGCAAAAUUUUAAUUGUCUAAAUUUAGGAGGAAGAAGAUAAAAGUAUCUCAAACUUUUAGUUUAAUUAAGAUAUAAAGAGUGAAAAUGUAUUUGUCCAUGAUGAAUUAUUGUAGGUGACAAUACUACUACAAUUUGUGAGAUGACGAAAAGAAGAGCGCAGAUUGGACAUGAUAUAAAUUUAGUUGUUCUAAGUUGUAAUUUUAAUGCUUUGAUUUUAUGUUGGGUGACUAAUUAUAGUGAAGGGGAGAGUAAGGAAAUGGCGGAUUAGUCGGUUUACAGUUACUAGUCCUUACCUUUUGGAAGUGGUUUCAUGGAGUAUAUUAGACCUUGGAAGUAGUUGUUCCUUUUACUUUGUUGAAGAAGAGCUUAAAACUCCUUUAGGUUAUUAGGCCUAUAACUUGCUCCAUAUUAUGUCGACUUAGACAUUUAUUCUAUACAAGUGGUAAAUUGGUAAUACUAAUUAUGGGGUGAUGUUGUUGUUCAAUUUCUCUGAAAUUCUAUGUUACUGACGAAUCAUUUGUAUAUCAUUAUUACUCUUAAUACUUCGUAUUUUACAAAUUAUGUAUCUGAAU
Beta vulgaris subsp. vulgaris (sugar beet) is the source of this 2644-nucleotide messenger RNA. Its product is annotated as scarecrow-like protein 15. The record is from RefSeq and is a predicted model, not a curated record. Gene Ontology annotation, biological process: regulation of DNA-templated transcription. Gene Ontology annotation, molecular function: sequence-specific DNA binding; DNA-binding transcription factor activity. The coding region runs from base 208 to 1977 and encodes 589 amino acids. Gene Ontology annotation, cellular component: nucleus. NCBI's taxonomy places the organism in Eukaryota, Viridiplantae, Streptophyta, Magnoliopsida, Caryophyllales, Amaranthaceae. The transcript has a single exon.